AAUUAGAGAGUUUUUUUGUAAAAUGAAAUUGUUUGAUUAAAGAUUGUUUAUGUUUUUUAUAUAUUCAUUUUUAAAUUUGUUUCUGAAUUGUUUUUUCUUUCUUUAUUCAUUUAUAUUAAUAAUCAUGUCAAAACCUGAUAUGCCAAAACUUGUGACUGCACUUUUUUCCUUUAAAGGAAAAAAUAAUGAUGAAUUAUGUUUUAAAAAAGGAGAUGUAAUAACAAUAACACAAACAGAUGAAGAAGGCUGGUGGGAAGGCACAUUGCAUGACAAAACUGGCUGGUUUCCAUCUAAUUAUGUCAAAGAAUGUAGAGUUUCAGAAAACAAUAUUUUAACUAUGAAGACUUCUCCUGAAAAAAUUCUGCAAGAAUCCCCUGUGCAUCAAAAAUUAAAUCGAGAUAUUGUAUUAAAGGAUUUAAUAGAUUCUGAAAGAGUGAAUGUAGCAGAAUUGCAGGGUUUAAUAAAUAAUUUUUUACAUCCCCUAGAAUCUGCUAAUAUAUUAGAAAAAGAAGAAUAUAAACAACUUCUAGGUAAUAUACAUGAAGUUCUUGAAAUACAUCAACGAUUAUUAUCUAACUUAGAAACAACUGUGACACAAGAUUGCGUUUUGAGAGUUGGAAAUCUGUUUCUAACAUUAGCACCAAAAUUAAAAUCUAUUCAUAUAACAUAUUGUGGAAAUCAUCCACAGGCUGUAUGUAUUUUAGAUCAAUAUAGAGAUGAAUUGAAUGAUUUCAUGGAACAUAAUGGAGCAAUAUCACCGGGUAUAUUAGUAUUAACAACUAGUUUAAGUAAACCUUUUCGAAGAUUAGACAAAUAUUCUGCUAUGCUUCAAGAAUUGGAAAGGUAUACAGAAAAGAAUCAUCCUGAUAGAGGCGACACUCAGCGCAGUAUAGCUGUAUAUAGAGAAAUAGCUGAUCAAUGUGUAUCUAUACGAAAACAACGUGAAUUAGCACUUCAAGUUUUAACUAGUGGUAUUAAAGGAUGGGAGGGAGAAGAAUUAAAUUCUCUUGGAGAAAUUCUUUAUGUUGGCUCAGUCACUUUGGCAAAUGGAACUACAAGUCUAGAUCGUCGAGAUAGAUAUUUUGUUCUUUUUCCAACAACUCUUUUAGUUCUCAGUAUCAGUCCAAGAAUGAGUUCUUUUGUUUAUGAAGGAAAACUUCCAUUAACAGGUAUUACCAUUAUUCAAAUAGAAGAUACAGAUGAAAUGAGAAAUACUUUCGAAAUUACAGGACCAAUGAUUGAGAAUAUACUCGUAUUUUGCGCUACUAAAGAAGAUCAACAGCGUUGGAUUAAACUUUUAAUACAAGAACAAACAACAAAUAAUAGUCUUGUAAAAUCAUCAAUGAUAUCACGCGUGAGUCAUAAUUUACCUCCAUAUGUUCGUCUUUCAAGAUAUUUUGCAAAAUUAGUCAAGAAAAAAAUUAUACGUCUUGAAAUUCUGAAAAAAUUGCUUUAUUUGCAAUAUAUUCUGAAACCAGAUAUGAGUAACGUAAAAAUGCGAAAAACUAAUAUAACAACAUAUAUUCUUCAUCCAAUGCAAACAAACAAUCAAGAUUGCUAUUCUCAAAAUUCAGAAAACAUGGCUUUAAAUAAUAUUAAUAAAAUGAAACAUUCAUCUGUUGAAACGACACAAACAAUGUUGCGUAAGUCUACUCUGAUACUUGAAGUGAAAUAUGCAUUAGAAGAUAUUGAUCUUAGUACUAUAGGAUUAGCACAUGAUUCAUGUUUAACAGAAUUUAUAUCAGCACAAAAUGGUAUAUGUGAAAUUAGCAAAAGUUUACCAUUUAUUGGCAUUGAAAGUUCAAUCAAUAAUUUUAUGAAUAAUAAUAAUAAUGUAAAUAAUAGUUUUGUUGAUGGACAAUCUCUUUACCGAUCACGUUUUACUAAUCUUAUUCAUUCAUAUCCAAUUGGUUCUAACUUCCAUCAAGAUAUAUUUAACGAAAUGGAAAAGCACAUAGAUUCAAUAAAGUGUUGGAAAGGAAAAGGAUUCAUUGAUGAACAAAUUACCAAAAAUUCUAUACAUCAUCCAUCUGUUUUUAUAUGUAAUUCAAACAUCAAUAAACAUUGUUGCCAAUUUCAAACAUAUAUACCAAAAAAAAUAUAUCAAACAUCUGAUUUUCAAGCUAAUGUAAUUAGCGUUGGAUCGUUAGAUUCAGGAAUGGUUGAGAGUUAUUGCUUGAAUUCAUCUGAAAUUAAUUCUUCUUGUAAAUUAUGCACAUAUGUUGAUAAUAAAUAUAACGUUGAACAUCCUCUAAGAAUCUAUUCCAGCGAAAGUGAAAAUGAUGAAAGUAAAUUUGAAUAUCAAUGCAUUUGUACAUCACCUUUUGGUUCUACUCCCAGGAAUAGCAUUCAUUUAUGCAAUUUAUCGAAGCAUAUUGAAAAUGCUCAGGAUCUUUCAAUAUGCAAAACUAAUAUGAAAGAUCACAAUUCUAAGCAUAUUCUUACUACAAAUAAAAUACAAACACAAAUAAAUACAAUUUAUGUACCUUUGAAUAAAUAUGAGCAUAAAGUGCAAAAAAGAUUUACGCAACCUAUACCGUACAUACAUCAAACUAUAAUACAAAAAGUUGGAAGAAGAGUAAUUCAGCCAAGUCAUCCCAUUGUUAAAAACAAUUACAACGGAACGAAUCAAAUAUAUAAAUCAGGACUAUAUGCCCAUUGGUGGUUGAAGAAAUUUAUACCAUUGUCUGGAUGUUCAGACCAAGGCAAGCUUCCAUGGCAUGGCUGUUUUAUUUUUUUUUCUCAUUUAAUUAAUGUUUUUGCUUGUUUUAAUACUAAUUAUAUUUUUCUGAGCAUUUGCAGCCAACAAAAUGGGAAACAGCAGUUACAAGCACAGCAGCAGCAACAGCAACAGCAGCAGCAGCAGCAGCAACAACAACAACAACAACAACAACAACAUUAUCAUCAUCAUCAUCAUCAUCAUCAUCAUCAUCACAGAUCAAUCAUGGAACAUUGUUCCACCUUAGGAAUUAGAACACCUUGGAGUAUUGCUUCAUUACGACCAGCACCUCCUUCCUAUACUUUUAAAAUAUUUAAUAAAACUGACAUUAAUUUGGAUUUAUCUUCACCACGCUUAUGUAAUGAAAGACAAUUUGAAGAAGAUGCAAUUAUAUUAAAAGUGAUUGAGGCAUACUGUCUUUCUGUAAAUGCUAGAUUCACUAUGCAUUCUGGAGAAUCAACUUCAAUGUUGGAAUAUGAUUCACAUAAAAUGCAAGAAAAAGUUUCCUUAAUGAAUAACUGUGAAAAUUGGGAUUUUUGUACUAAUCGGAUAUUAUCAGAAACAGUUAGGACAUUGAAAAAUCAAAUGACAGAUUUACAAUCACAAAUGUCAUUAUUGACAAAACAAUUAGAUGAAGAAAGGCGAUCAAGACUUUUUUUAGCUGCUACAAUAAAGCGUAGUAUUGGUAUAAUGGAUAGAUCGGUAUCUUAAAUACUUAUUUAUUGAUGUUUAUUUUUAUUAUGUUUAUAUUUUUUAAUGUGACAUAAUAGGAAUGUUUUUUCUAUAAAAUAUUCGUAACUUUAUUAUUUGUAAGAAAAAAUAUAGA
Messenger RNA from Apis laboriosa (Himalayan honeybee), 3545 nucleotides. It is a transcript of the gene RtGEF, whose product is annotated as rho guanine nucleotide exchange factor 7. The transcript has 12 exons. The coding region runs from base 50 to 3430 and encodes 1126 amino acids. The record is from RefSeq and is a predicted model, not a curated record. NCBI's taxonomy places the organism in Eukaryota, Metazoa, Arthropoda, Insecta, Hymenoptera, Apidae. Gene Ontology annotation, molecular function: guanyl-nucleotide exchange factor activity; protein binding.